Molecule: messenger RNA, 507 nt
Organism: Ichthyophthirius multifiliis
Lineage: Eukaryota; Ciliophora; Oligohymenophorea; Hymenostomatida
Exons: 1
Biological process (GO): transmembrane transport
Molecular function (GO): ATP hydrolysis activity; ATP binding; ATPase-coupled lipid transmembrane transporter activity
Source: RefSeq, a predicted model, not a curated record
AUGUCAAUUAUUCCUUAGUUUGGAUUCUUAUAUAAUAGUAGCUUGAAGGAUAAUUUAGAUCCUGAUAGUUUUUUUUCAAAAGAAGAUGUUGAAUAGAAGAUUAAUUAAACGAAUUUAAAAUUAAACAUUUAAAAUGAAUAAUAAUAAGAAAUCAAUGAUAAUUAAAAAAUUGAUUUAGAUUAUAAAGUGGAAAACGGAGGAAAUAAUUUAUCUAAUGGAUAGAAAUAAAUUAUAAAUUUUUUAAGAAUUAUUUUAAGGGAUACUGAUAUUAUUUGCUUAGACGAGGCUACGUCUAAUAUGGAUCCUUAGACAGAUUAGGAAUUACAUGAUUAGUUAUUUAAACUGGCAGAAAAUAAAACUCUUUUAGUUAUUACUCACAGAUUAGAAAAUAUAGAUAAAUUUGAUAGAGUUGUCGUUUUGGAUAAUGGAAGUAUUGUUGAAUGUGGACAUGUUAGUUAACUAAGAUAAAUUAAAGACGGAUUUUUUAAUAGAUUAUUAAAACAUUGA